AUGAUCUAUCAAUAUUGUCUGGAUAUACGCGCAACUGCCCUGUUCAGGGCGAGCAAGCAGUUAUAUCUCGAGAGCUUACCAUACCUCCGCGAAAAGUUCGUCCUUGGAUUCCACAUCGACCCCCGAGCGCCUAGAUCGGUCAUAUACCUUGUUAACCGACACGGCCACCCUUGGGGCGAGAACCGGAACAUCAUCAGCGUCGAGUCUGCACACGAAGAGAGCGUGUACCUAGACUUUAUGCCCGUCGACCAAUUUGGAAAAAUCCGAGUCCGCAUCGAUGCACCAGACCCGGAAGACCCAGGCCAGCUCGUCCGAUGCUGGUAUCAGACGAAGCGCCUUCUGACCAUCCUGUUACCACGAUGGAGAGAUCCUGACAGGUUUCCGGAAGACGAGGCAAAUGACAUCAUACUGGCACCCGACAGGGUAUCGACUAGGAUGCCAUCAAUUGAGGUUAUGUUUCACAACGACGAUCAGGGGAGGUGGUGGCAUGGGUCCACGCAGACCGCAUUUCGAUGGACUCGGAGUGUCCUCUGUUGCAAAGUGCUGAUACCAGAUAUUCUCGAACUGAGGCGGCUGAGGUGCCCCGGAUGUGCGGAUUUCCGAUACAUUGUCGACCUUUUCCAGAGGGUUCGCAACGCCCGUUCAAUUGACAUUCGGAUUGAAUGCCAGGAGCACCCGCAAGUACAGUGGCUUGUGGCUAAGCUAAAGCAGUCCGCUGUUUCAAGCACACCAUUUGGACUGAUACUGGACAGGAAGGGGCGCACUGCGAGUCCCAAGAACUGGGAAUUUGACGAUGCACACGUUCUAGGCAGAGAGAACGCUCGCCACAUCUGGUUUGAUUACAUCCUGGAAUGCCUCCCUGGCAAAACAGCGACCGACCUGGACCGUGAGCGCUACGACAAUUGGUGCCUUGGAUACGAGGAGGCCUUACGCCGAAGUGCCUUUGGAUAUAGUUUCGGUACCCUACGGCACGCCUUUGGUGGGGGAUUCGACGCCCUGAAAGUACCCGGUAGUAUGUUCCACUGGGUAUAUCAGCGAGCGCUGCGAAAACGAUUUUGGCAAUGGGCGGACCGGCGCACCAAUGCCACUGACGGCUGCACGUACGAGACCUAUCUUAACAGGCAUACGGCUCUUCUUCGGAAUCAUACGGAGCACGUCAAGACCUUCUUUUCCGGGAAAAAGAAUGUGACGGGCGACGUGAUGCUCGGGAUGUUGCCAAUCUUGGGGGAGGCCCCAGUGCCUAUAUCCAGACCAACCUACGCGCAGUUACAGUCAGAGUUGGGGAUGCAAAGGCAGAAUGUGUACUCGCCGCAGCUGGGAAAGUCGGUCAAGUGCGUGUUGUUAUGGGCGAGGCCAGGUUGUUGUCAGAGAUGUUCACCCUAUGAUCCGAACGUUGGACGGGUAUAG
This is a messenger RNA of Cladophialophora yegresii CBS 114405, 1407 nucleotides long. RefSeq lists its product as uncharacterized. NCBI's taxonomy places the organism in Eukaryota, Fungi, Ascomycota, Eurotiomycetes, Chaetothyriales, Herpotrichiellaceae. Bases 1 to 1407 code for a protein of 468 amino acids. The transcript has a single exon. The record is from RefSeq and is a predicted model, not a curated record.